UAUGGAAGUGGUUCAGGAGGGGAAGGAGAAAAAAAACAACCUCCAAUGAUGCUCUGCGCAUGCUCAGACUGCGCUCCAGUCUUAUUCAAUUUUAAUGGAAAAUGGCUGCGUUUCUCAUCCAAACCUCUGGAGCUGGGAAAUAACACACACACACACACAAAAACCCCACGUCUAAACCGUUAACGUGCACACCGAAGCAAACCCGAUGUACCGACGACCUGUGGUGCGAAAAAAUAUUUUUGGGAAAAUGGAUCGACUCACGCUUUAAGGGAUGAAAGAUCAUUUUUAACCCUUUCUGGACCGAGAUCUGCGAACAAUCGAGCAGAAGAUGAUGCGCCAGGUGACAAGCAGCGACUUCUGCAUGAACAGCAGGCCGUCGUGCCUCGCGGAGGACGUCCACCACCCGGCCUCCCACUUUGACCUGUGCACCCAGGCCAACAAGUUCUACCCUCCUCCGCCUCCGUCCGCCCUCCAGAUGACGCUGGCUCCCAUGGUCUUACCCGCCCAGAGCCACAAGCCCAUGGUGUGCCAGAGACAGGAAGUGCUCGUGGGCUCGCCCGGAAAAAUCCCUGACAUCAAAAGCACCAAUCAGGCGCCGGACGACGGCAAGAAGAAGAACAAGGCCGCCGGGAAGUCGGGCCGACGCGGGAGGCCUUUGGGGACCACCAAGCUGGCUGGGUACAGGACCAGCACGGGGCGACCGCUCGGCACCACCAGAGCUGCCGGGUUCAAGACGAGCCCGGGGAGGCCGCUGGGUACGACCAGAGCGGCGGGAUACAAGGUCAGCCCGGGACGGCCCCCCGGCAGCAUCAAGGGCCUCUCUCGUCUCAACAAACUGGCUUAUGGUAGCACCUGCAGCGGAGCGGCUUUCCCCUAUCCGCUACCACACAAGGAAAUCCUCUGUGAACCCUCCUGCAAAGAGAAGACGGCUAAUGAGUGAAGGUUUCCACUCGCCUUCCGUCAGUUGGAUAAGAGACGCAUGUGCACAGUUUUCCUGCCAGAUACUGGGUGGGUGGUGGUGGUGGUGGUGGGGGGU
Molecule: messenger RNA, 1036 nt
Organism: Anarrhichthys ocellatus (wolf-eel)
Lineage: Eukaryota; Metazoa; Chordata; Actinopteri; Perciformes; Anarhichadidae
Gene: cunh5orf24
Product: chromosome unknown C5orf24 homolog
Exons: 2
Coding region: 329-940 (203 amino acids)
Source: RefSeq, a predicted model, not a curated record